CGGGGGGGCGGAGGGUUCCGGUAGCCGGUGCGCGGCCGCAGCUCGCGGCGGAGCCGGGACAGCGGGACAGCGGGACAGCCGGGAUAACCGGGAUAACCGGGACACCCCGCGGGCCCCAGCCGGCGCCGAUGCCGAGCAGCAGCUGACGGCGGCGGGGACGCGGAAAUGGAGCCGCGGCCGGGCCGGGCCGUGCGGGCGCUGUGCGGCCUCUCCCUCCUCCUGCUCGUGGUCCUGCUGCCGGCCGUGCCGCAGCCCGGCCGCGCCGAGCGGGCCCCCGGCUCGCACCUGGACGAGUCGGCCAUCGCAGAGUUCUGCCGCAUCGACAAGGCCCUGUGCCACGACGAGGACGAGCAGCUGAGCUUCGAGGCCGUGCGCAACAUCCACAAGCAGAUGGACGACGACGCCAAUGGCAAUGUGGACGUGGAGGAGAGCGACGAGUUCUUGAGGGAAGACUUGAAUUACCAUGACCCAGCAGUCAAGCACAGCACUUUCCAUGGAGAGGACAAGCUCAUCAGUGUGGAGGAUCUCUGGAAGGCCUGGAAAACAUCCGAAGUGUACAACUGGACGGUGGACGAGGUGGUGCAGUGGCUCAUUGCCUACGUGGAGCUGCCCCAGUACGAGGAGACCUUCCGCAAGCUGCAGCUCAGCGGCCACGCCAUGCCCAGGCUGGCAGUGAACAACGCCACCAUGAUGGGCACUGUGCUCAAGAUGACCGACCGCAGCCACCGGCAGAAGCUGCAGCUCAAGGCCCUGGACACGGUGCUCUUCGGGCCUCCCCUCUUGACUCGACACAACCACCUCAAGGACUUCAUGCUGGUGGUGUCCAUCGUCAUCGGCGUGGGCGGCUGCUGGUUCGCCUACAUCCAGAACCGCUACUCCAAGGAGCACAUGAAGAAGAUGAUGAAGGACCUGGAGGGUCUCCACAGGGCUGAGCAGUCUCUCCAUGACCUGCAGGAGAGGCUGCAGAAGGCGCAGGAGGAGCACCGCUCCGUGGAGGUGGAGAAGGUGCACCUGGAGAAGAAGCUGCAGGAUGAGAUCAGCAUUGCCAAGCAGGAGGCACACCGGCUGCGGGAGCUGCGCGAGGGCACCGAGAACGAGCUCAGCCGCCAGAAGUACGCCGAGCAGGAGCUGGAGCAGGUGCGGAUGGCGCUGAAGAACGCGGAGAAGGAGCUGGAGUCGCACUGCAGCUGGGCUGCCCCCGAGGCCCUGCAGAAGUGGCUGCAGCUGACCCACGAGGUGGAGGUGCAGUACUACAACAUCAAGAAGCAGAACGCAGAGAAGCAGCUGCUGGUGGCCAAGGAGGGGGCUGAAAAGAUCAAAAAGAAGCGAAACACCCUUUUUGGGACGUUCCAUGUUGCCCACAGUUCCUCUCUGGAUGACGUGGAUCACAAAAUCUUAACUGCAAAGCAGGCGCUGAGCGAGGUGACGGCGGCGCUGCGGGAGCGCCUGCACCGCUGGCAGCAGAUCGAGCUGCUCUGCGGCUUCCAGAUCGUCAACAACCCCGGCCUGCACUCGCUGGCCUCGGCCCUCAACAUCGACCCCGCCUGGAUGGGCACGCCCCGGCCCAACCCCUCGCACUUCAUCAUCACCGACGACGUGGACGACCUGGACGAGGAGCUGGUGUCACCCAUGUCCAUCCAAUAUGCAGCCUGGCUUUUCGGGCGCAGGUUCAGCGACCGCUCCUCGCUGUCCUCGGAGGACCAGUCCCUCUGGAAAUACCCUGCUCCGGCCUUGCCCAGCACAGUCCGGCAGCGCCUGGUGGAGCCGCAGCACGGCCACGGAUCGCAGAGGUUGGUAGAGAGUCUCGUGCCGGGGCAGCCCGAGGCAGGCCCCGUGGCCCCGCUGCGGGCGGGCCGAGUGUCCCUGCGCCGAAUGCACAGCCUCACCUCCGGACAGUCCUUCAGCUCCGACCUGCCCGGCUCCAGCCCAUCGCCUGCCUCCACCUCCUCCACCUCCUGCUCCUCAUCCACCACCACCGCACCUGCUCCUGCUUGCCAUGUCCACCCUAUCUAUUACCAUCACACCACCUCUUAUUUCCUCCAGAUGGAUUCCAUCCCCGACCUGCCCCCUCCUGAUGUCACCUCUGGAGUUCGCUGUCGCACUGGGAGCUUUGGAGAUUUAACUCGCUGCGACUCCGACUCCUCCAUCCCGCACCUGAGCGACCACCAGCGUAUCCCCAGCUCGGCGCCCAAGCUGCUGGCUGCCCGGCCCACGCUGCUGACCAGGUCCAUGGAGGAGGCUGCCCCCGCGGCCCCGGGCCCCGGCGCGCCCACCCCCAACGGCGGCAGCCGGCACGGGGAGCCCUCCGCCCUGGCGGCCUUGCAGGAGCGGCUGCCCGAGAGCCCCAUGGUGAUGAAGAAGAUGAUGAUGGUGAACCACGGCAUGGAGAAGUCCUCCAGCCUGGGGGAGAUCAGCCACCCGACGGCCGGCAAGCCCAGCCACUCGGAUUCGUCGCGGUCGCACAGCCCCAGCUCCACCGAGCCCGACACCCCCUCCCCCAUCUCUGACUGCCGGCCCAGCGGCGCCAGGAACACCCGCAUCCCGCAGCUGGCCGCCAAGAAGAGCCCGGGGGACGAGGACAGCAGCCUGACGGGCGACGAGGUUGACCUCGGCCAGAGCAAGAAAAAGUUCCCCCUAAAGAUCUUCAAGAAGCCCAAGAAGUAGGGGGGGAGCCCCCCGGACGCGUCCCGCCGGGCCGGGCCGGCCGUGCACCGGGAGCGCAGCGCGGCCCGGCACCCGCGCCCGAGCCCCCAGCGCCGGCACGGGAGGAGCUAUUUAAACUUAUUUAUUUCCUCAUCUCCGAGGCGAGAAGCGCGAGAAGAGCCGCCCCUGCCUGCCUCCCUCCGACCGCUGCGGUCCCGGCUUUGCUGUGCAUGGCUUCCAGUUACUCCUGCUCUGCUCAGCCACGCGGCCUUUGGGUUUGGUUUCAAUGUGGUUUUAUUUUUUAUUUUAUUUUAUUUUAUUUUCUGUCGUUGUUAUUAAUUUGUUUUCCUGCCUCCUCCGACUUUUGCACAGGCUGAGGGCGGGCUCGCCGGGGUCGCGGCGGUUCUCCCGCAUUUCUCCGAGUCAGUUCUCCGGGCCGGGCCCUCGGCUGCAUCCCUGGGAAGGGGAUCCCCUCCCGGGCAGCCCUCGCUGCCCAGCAGCAGGGGAGGACUCUGCCCUUGCCGGUACUUGUGCGCUCCCGGUGCCCACGGCGGGGACGGGGCUGUCCCCGCAGCGCUCUGCCCGUGCCGGGGGGACACGGGAGGGACACGCCUGACCCUGGCUUCACUUCCCCGGGCACCCUCCCCGGCCCCCUGCACUCCUCCCAGCCCGCCGUGCCCGGGGACACAGCUGGUGACGAGGGACAGUGAGGGAAGGGCCCUGGUGACAAGGGGCAGUGAGGGAAGGGCCCUGGUGACAAAGGACAUUGAGGGAAGGGCUGUCCCUCGGGGUGCUGGUGCAGAGCCAGGUCCAGCUGCCACAUCCACAUGGAGAGGAGAGGAGGGGGCUCCCCGGAGCAGGGUCUGUCCCGUGUCCCCUGUCCUGGCUGGGCAGGGCCAGAGGGAGGGACCAGCACACAGCGGGGCUCUCCAGGGCAGGGGACAGGCCGUGCCUGGCUGGCAGGACCAUGACAGAGUCCUCCCCGGGAGCAGGCGGGCACUGGGGGCUCUGUGCCCCCCGAGGGACGCAGGAGGCUCACAGGCAGUGUCCCCUCACCCUGAGGCCACACGCCGGGGUGCCCCUGGCUGUGCCAGCCCGACCCGGGGCUCAGUCUGUCCUGAGCCACUCCCAGGGCUCUGCCAUCCUCCCUCAGCACAGUGUGGGUCACAUCCUGCUGCUCACAGCCCCCGGCUCCCCUCGGCGUGUCCCCAGCACAGCCUGGCCACUGCUGGGUCCCCACUCAGGGCAGCGGCUGCGGCUCAGUCCCACUCCCUGCGAGGGCUGAGCCUGUCCAGAGGGGUGAGCCCUGCCCCGGGGCUGGGCACCGAGGGGUGAGCCCUGCCCCAUCCCCGGGUCUGGGCACCGAGGGGUGAGCCCUGCCCCAUCCCCGGGGCUGGGCACUGUCCCACCCCGAGGGGUGAGCCCUGCCCCAGCCCCUGCCCCGAGGGGGGAGCCCAGCCCCGGGGCUGCCAGGGGAUCCCCCAAACCCCCUCCCACCCCACUCGAGGUGGCUCCCUGGCACCACACGACCCCCCCAGCCCGGGGUCCCUGUCCUCAGCACCCCCUCCGUCCCCAGACCACCAUCCCGCACGUCCCCGGGGUGGGCAGGGGGCUGCUCCUGCCGAGGCAGAGGAGGAUGCACGAUGGGGGAGGAGGAGGAGGAGGAGGCCGGGCCGGAUGCCGAGAGCCCCCCCGGGGCCUUGCUUUAUGCCAGAGUAAUAUAUUUGUGUCUUGACAAUUCAGGAAGGGCUACAAAGGUGUUUUUUGUUGCGUAGGCGGGAGUUAAACAAUUUCACUGUUGCUUUGGGAUAAGUGAAAAAUUCCUCUCAAUGACUUUAAGUGCCUGCAUUUCCCUGGGGACGGGGGGACGCGCUCGGCCCCACAACGGGGCUGCUGCUGGGCACCCCGAUUCCGUGGGCACCCCAAUCCGUGGGCACCCCGAUUCUGUGGGCACCCUGAUCCAUGGACACCCCGAUUUGUGGGUACCCCAAUCUGUGGGCACCCUGAUCCGUGGGCAUGCCAGUUCAUGGGCACCCUGCUUUGUGGGUGCCCAGAUUCCUUGGGCACCCCAGUCCAUGGGCACCCCGAUUUGUGGGCACCCUGCUGUCACGGGCAGGGCCCCCCGGGAGCGGGGCCAGCGGGGUCGGGGCCGGAGCUGCUUGUGGUGUCAGAGACCUGUGGAUGCUUCUGGAGAAGGGGUUGGGGAUCCACCAAACGGCAACUGUUGACACAUCUGCCAACUCUUGAUUUAAGGUGGUUUUUGUUUUUUGUUUUUUGUCAUUUCAUAAAACUUUUCAAUCCAAUAAAGCAUGUAGUCUAUUUUACGA
Messenger RNA from Passer domesticus (house sparrow), 4970 nucleotides. RefSeq names its product stromal interaction molecule 1 (gene STIM1). NCBI's taxonomy places the organism in Eukaryota, Metazoa, Chordata, Aves, Passeriformes, Passeridae. Gene Ontology annotation, cellular component: plasma membrane; endoplasmic reticulum. The coding region runs from base 166 to 2664 and encodes 832 amino acids. The record is from RefSeq and is a predicted model, not a curated record. The transcript is spliced from 13 exons. Gene Ontology annotation, biological process: activation of store-operated calcium channel activity; intracellular calcium ion homeostasis; store-operated calcium entry. Gene Ontology annotation, molecular function: protein binding; calcium ion binding; calcium channel regulator activity.